AUGGCAUCUUGCCAAGAACACGGCUGGGCUUCAUCACCGGGUGUAUGGCAGAAGAGGCAAGUGAAGUGCUUCAAGAGGUGUUUGGCAACGACUCAACGUGGCGUGUCUCUCAUCAAGAAAGAUGUCCAAGAGGUCGCGGCCAGGAUGAGCUCGAGAGUAUUCCUGGGCCGUGACUUCGCUCGCGACAGCAGAUGGCUGCAAAUUGCCAAGGACCACACCUUUCAAAUCUACAGAGCUGUCCUCCAGCUCAACCGGCUGCCGAAGACGUCAAGAUGGCCGCUUCAGUGGUUCCUACCUAGUUGCAAAGCGCUCAGACGGCAAGUCAUCGAUGCCAGAAAUAUCAUCACCCCAGAAACCCAGAAACGCAUCAAGGAGAUGAAGAGUCUAAGUCAGGGAGACAAGGCUCCCAAGACCAUGGAUGCGCUUUCCUGGAUCCUGGAGGUUGGUUGGAAGCAAAAGUUCGACCCUGCUCAUGUCCAACUCGCUUUGAGCGUGGUAUCCAUCAAUACUGCCGGGGAGGUCAUGGCACAAGCCGUCAUCGACGUGUGUGAGCACCCAUGGUUGGUCUCCGCGCUCAGGGAAGAGAUUAUCUCCGUGGUCAAGGAGAAUGGCUGGCAGAAAUCGACGUUCUACCAGCUGAGGCUGACGGAUAGCUUUCUCAAAGAGAGUCAACGAGUUCAUGCCCUGAAUUGGCACUGGAUGAAGCACCACGUGCGACAUACAUUCGCAUUGUCAGACGGGACUGUGCUCCAGGCCGGUGCCACGGUCUCGGUGGCAGCGAAUACGACGAAUGAUCCUGAGCUGUUUUCGAUGCCAGAAAAAUUUAUACCGGACAGGUUUUUGAAACUGCGAAGCGAACCGGGGCAGGAGAGCAAGUGGCAAUUCGUGGAACUACACCCUUCCCUCAUGACGUUUGGCUACGGCCAGCAUGCCUGUCCCGGUGUCAGAGGCUGGAGUCGUACAGAGUAA
This is a messenger RNA of Colletotrichum spaethianum, 969 nucleotides long. Its product is annotated as cytochrome P450 monooygenase 1. Gene Ontology annotation, molecular function: monooxygenase activity; heme binding; oxidoreductase activity, acting on paired donors, with incorporation or reduction of molecular oxygen. Bases 1 to 969 code for a protein of 322 amino acids. The transcript is spliced from 3 exons. Lineage: Eukaryota; Fungi; Ascomycota; Sordariomycetes; Glomerellales; Glomerellaceae. The record is from RefSeq and is a predicted model, not a curated record.